GUUGGAGGAUGUCGGAAAGACAGGACGCAGAUCGGGAAUUGUUAUGCAGAGAAGCUUGUGGGAUCUGCAGAGACGCGACGGGCUUAAAUUUGUACUUUAAAACGCAGUCGCAACUCUCCUUCUCUUCCCCCACUCCACUCCGUUCCUUAAAUUUUGUUUUAGUUCUCGACCCCUUGGCGCGCUUUAAUUUGUCUGAAUCCACAGGUUCAAUGAGACGCAUGAUCGAGUUAUGCUGCAUUGUAUUAUGGUUUGAAGGCUUGAUUUUUAUUCCAGCUGCAACUGCGACAUAUCACUCUACAUCUCAAAGAGGUUUAGGAGUUAAAAUUCCCAAUCCUUCCUUUUCUGUCAGUUGGCUGGAUGAUAAAACCACUUAUCAAGCUGGUGAUUCGGCAACUAUUAAGAUUAAGCUUUUGAACAAUUCCUUAAUUGGUAACCUCAGCACAUACAACAUGCAAUUUUCAGUUUCUGUGGGUGGGAAGAAAGGAAAUAGUUCAUAUAUAUCUGCUGUCUUUGCUUACAUCGGCGGGGAUCCUACAUUUUGGAAUAUUUCUCUUACACCUAUCCAAGUUGGGAACUUUUCUGUUGUUGUUGUUGAAGAUUUUUCUGGAGUCGCUGAUUCAUCACUUCAUUUCAGUGUUACUGCUGGACCAAUGUACCCAUCUGCUUGUCUGCCUUCUUGGAUUGAUUUUUUCGAUGAGUCUUUAGCUGGGACAAAAACUUAUUUGCUGAUAUAUCCUAAAGAUGCUUUUGGAAAUAAUGUCUCCUUAGUGCAUAUGCGAACUGAAGAUUAUUUUACACUGUCAACAUCUUAUUCCAAUGGAACUGCAGUGGAGAUUUUCAAUUUAGUUUCUAUUAUUUGGAACGAAUUGGGAUAUCUUGUCAUCGAGUUUACUCCCACCAUUGCUGGAAGGUUCCUUUUGCAUGUUUAUGGUGAUAAUCAAACUUUAAAUGGUUCUCCUCUUCCAUUUUCGGUAACACCAGGACCCCUCAAUAUUACUAGUAGCAUAGCCAAAUGGAAAUAUGACAUAAACUCCUUGCAGAUUUUCUCAAAGUUGCAGAUAUUCGUACACCAGAAUGAUCGAUUUGGGAACCUUGUACCAGGUUUCUAUCCGUUUGAUGCUCAAGUAGUACAGAAGGCUACAGGAUUGUCAGUUCCAGUGGGAGAUUUGUCAUUUCAGGAGGUGGAUUAUGGAAUUCAAUUGGUUUCUUUUGCUGUUUCAGAACCAGGAGAUUUUAUGAUAACUAUAUUUAAUUCUAAGUUGAACGAAAGCAUCUACAGUUUGCCUUACACAGUUUUUGUAGGUAAUUGCCAUGGAUUAAACAGUUUCGCUAAUGGAUCUGGUUUAAUUAGUUCUGUUGCUGGUAGAUUGUCAUGGUUCACAGUUUACUUGGAGGAUGCAUAUACGAAUCCUUCUCCAGUUGAGGCAGAACAACUUUAUGUAGAAAUUCGUAGUAGAAAUUUUAACAUCAUGAUCCGACCUAUCAUACAUCCAUUGAAAAGUUUUAAUGGGACAUAUCGCGGCCCAGUUUCUACACCAAGUGAUAUUUUGAUGGGGACUUCAGGAUUUGUACAUUUGACGACAUCUAAAGGGAAUAGAACUUUUAUUGGGAAAUAUACUGUUCAGGCAAGCGAGUUUGGCAUCACAUAUAUUCCUGAAAAAUCUGGAGACUAUGAGAUAAGGCUAUCCUGUGGGAAUAUCCCAUUAAAUGAUGCCAUUUCUUACUCCAUGAAAGUAUUGCCAGGAUUAGUUGACACUGUGAAGUCAAAGGUUGUUAACUCUGAAUCAGAAGUUAGAAGUAUUGGAAAAAUUGAAAUAUUAGUGGAGCUUGUAGAUUCAUUCUGGAAUUAUGUACCAUCACAAGAAGCAAAUUUGAAAUUGCAACUUCAAGGCCCUAACAACACAAGUCUUUUGAAAACAACUUUUAUUGAGAGUAAAGAUGGCCUAUAUAUUGGCUAUUAUUUACCAACUUCUCCAGGGAGUUUUAACAUUUGCGUCUCAUUUGAAGAAAAAAUUCUAUCGCCUUGUCCCGUCAAAUUUCAUGUGCAUGAGAGUAAGUACUUUCCAGAAGCUAAUAAUGACAGUGUUUCCGUUUGGGAGGACGAAUCAGUUGUUUUUGAUGUAUUAUUCAAUGAUUAUGCUUCAGAUGGACAAGCUAGCCUAAGUGAAUUUUCUAAACCACUUCAUGGAUCACUCUUACUAGUUGGGAAACUUUUCAGAUAUACCCCUUUUAAAGGAUAUUUUGGGAAUGAUUCCUUCUUGUACAACAUCACUGAUUCAAAUAACAAUGUUGCUAUAGGUGCUGCUUUCAUUUCUGUCCUUUGCAAACCGCCUCAAUUUGUUUCUUUACCUCUUCGACUUAAUGUGACUGAAGAUGUGUUGAGUCCUCAGUUUGGAGGCUUUCCCGGUUUUGAAAUACGGUAUUCGGAUAAAAUGGAAAAUAUUUCUCUUACGAUAAGUGCGAAGUUUGGUUCUGUUUAUUUAGCUCCGAGUCAGAUUGGAAUUUUUGAACCAGUGGGCGGUAUGCUUUCAGUUAGGAGAGGUGGGAGGGCAGGGAAGGACUUGGUCUUAACGGGGCCGAUUGAAGUUGUUAAUUCUGCUCUUCAGUUGAUUCAGUAUCUCAGUAAUGAAAACUUCUAUGGAGACGAUACGAUCAGUUUGUAUGCGACCAAUAGAAAUGGAUUACUAGAUUCUCAUGUGCCGGUUUUUGUUAAGCCGAUUAAUGAUCCUCCAAAGAUUCAUGUGCCCAAGUUCAUAACACUCGUGGGGAAGGAAGCAAGUGAUGGUUUUCAAAUCUUUGAUAAACAAAGAGAUAUCUUUGAAUUCUCAAUCUCUGAUAGUGAUAUCUUUCAUUACACAGGUAAUAAGUCUCACUUGGUGGUCAUGUUUUCUGUGGAAGUAAAUGAUGGGCUUCUAUCAACAACUCUUCCUGUUCAUCUAAUCAAGACUUCUGAAUUGAAGAUUAAAAGCAGCAACCAAUGGCAACCUUUGCAGACGUUUGUAACCAUUGAUAACCAAUUUGUUAUCAAAGGAAGAGGAGUUCGUUUCCAAGGGACAAUUAGGGAUUGUAAUAAUGCAAUGCAACGACUAUUUUUUCAGGGCACAAAUCUUGAUGCACUGUUGACCAUCACCGUUAAUGAUUUGGGGAAUUACGGCUGCUACUUGGAUUGUACGGAUAUCAUUUCAUUUCCACUCUCCGUGGAGGUCAGCGUGAGUUUACUCAAAAGAAGGCCGUUGACUUCAACUACAGCUUUUUUGCUUGGAUCUGCCAUAUUUUUUGAAAUUGCAACUUUGUUUCUUCUGGGCAGUUUACUUCUAUUCUUCAUCUUUAAAUGCAUGGUAGCACUUCAUACGGAAAGAAACAAUGGUGAUAACCCCAGAGAGGAGCUCACUGAAAAUCAUAAUGAGAAGAUUGAUAUUUUACCAUUCCAGAAUGCAAUGAAUUUGAAUAGAACAUCGACUCGUUCGCUAUCAACCCCACUUAACUUCUCGAGGUCUUCGAAAUUUCGUCGAAGGUAACCGUGUGAUUCCUUUCUGAACAUUUUGUAAUUUUGCAUGCAAUUUUGAGAUUGUUACUAAUCCACUGUAUAGACAAGUGGGGGCAUUUACACACGUAUCAUCCAAUUCUAAUGUAUUUACAUAUCUACCAAGUCUUAUUUAUAAAGAUUUUGUUUUUAGCAAUAUUUAAAGGAAUUGGUUGUUGCAAAUGAUGUUAUUUCAAUACAAAACUAUUUUAGAGGGUCCAUUAAAUACUAGGGGAUUUAC
Molecule: messenger RNA, 3764 nt
Organism: Phalaenopsis equestris
Lineage: Eukaryota; Viridiplantae; Streptophyta; Magnoliopsida; Asparagales; Orchidaceae
Product: protein GAMETE EXPRESSED 2-like
Exons: 18
Coding region: 9-3518 (1169 amino acids)
Biological process (GO): actin cytoskeleton organization; pollen sperm cell differentiation
Molecular function (GO): actin filament binding
Source: RefSeq, a predicted model, not a curated record